Messenger RNA from Asparagus officinalis (garden asparagus), 1484 nucleotides. RefSeq names its product vesicle-associated protein 1-1-like. Gene Ontology annotation, biological process: endoplasmic reticulum membrane organization. NCBI's taxonomy places the organism in Eukaryota, Viridiplantae, Streptophyta, Magnoliopsida, Asparagales, Asparagaceae. The coding region runs from base 571 to 909 and encodes 112 amino acids. The transcript has 4 exons. The record is from RefSeq and is a predicted model, not a curated record. Gene Ontology annotation, cellular component: endoplasmic reticulum membrane; plasma membrane.
AAUUAGGAAUAUAAGUUUUUUAUAAUUGGGAUCAUAAUUAGAUCAACCCAUAUGAUCUGUGAUUAGAUGGAUAAAGUCUGGAUCUUAUUUAAUCUGGGUGCUCGAUAGAUUUAAGGUUUAUUUUCACUUUGGCACCCCAGAAUUUAUUCAUUUUUCCACUUUGGUACCCUCAAGUAUUAUUUUGAAGACUUUGAUGCCCCCAGAGUUGUAAUUCCAUUUCACAAUUGAUUUUCUUGGUUACAUUUCGUUAGAUGUUUUGUUAAAUUUGUGUAACAUUUGGAUCUAUUUUAGCCAAUGGCUUGAGAUCCAGACAACCAAAUGUUAGGAUAAAAAGUGCAAACCAUUUGAUAUAAAUUUAGCACGAAAUCUAAUGAAAUUUGGACGAAGGUAUCAAAGUGAAAUAUGACUGAAAUGUUGGAGAAUCAAAGUGUUUGGAUAUAAUGCAUACUAUCAUUUAUUUGGGAAUGAUCUUGUGAGUUAGUGUUUAGUUUCUAAGUCUCCAAGUUAUUUGCUCCUUCAGAUCCUCAGUAUUUUGCUUUUGAAAGAGAAAACCCUAGAAUUCACAUCGACAUGACCACUGGCCAGCUAAUUGAAGUCAACCCGCCUGAACUCAGAUUCCCAUUUGAAUUAGAGAAGGAGAUCUCUUGUUCUAUUCUGUUAUCCAACAAAACCGAUGACCACAUUGCUUUUAAGGUUAUGACAAGUAGCCGGGAUUGCAUAAUUUGGCCUAACAGAGAUAUCCUCUUGCCACGAUCCACAUGCAAAGUCGAAGUUACGAAGUUUGAGCAAAGUGAAGCACCACCUGACAUGCAAUGCGAAGACUUAUUUGUUAUUAAGAGCAUCGUCACCUUCCCAGGAGCUACUAGGGAUGACCUUAGACCUGAGACGGUAAACCCUUUAAUUAAAUAAUAUAGCUAUAAAUUUGUUUUAAUUUGGGUCUAUCAUGCAGUAUAUGUUUUGGAAACUGAAGUAAUUAGACACUUAGUGAAGGUGUAUUUGUUUGUUUAUUUUGAUUUAGGAGGACUUUUAUGUUCUUUGGUCAUUUUGAAUUAGGAUUGUGAAUUAAAUUGUCUAGUUAUUAAUUAUAGUUGUGUUUAAUGCAAAUUUUGGUUUCAAGUGGUUUACUAAUUGUGAGAGAUCAUGCCAUACCCGACUCUCGAUCUUAACUAGGGUACAUGCGUGACAGUAUAUAUUUUUACUAAAACUGACACAAAUAUGCAUGAAAGGAUAUAAUUUUACUAAAACUGACACAUAAUACGAACUAUAAGAAGUGGGUGAAUGGACCUAAGGAGGUUACAUACACUUUCUUUGGGCAAUAAAAUUUGGGAUUCAUUGAUGAAAAUAUAAUUUGGCGGUUUAUCGAUAUUAGUCCAUUAAAUCUUUAAUAAUUUGAUUUUUGUUUCUCAAGUCUUCAUAUUUUGAUAUUGGUCCUUCAAAUCUUCAUAUUAUGUUGAUGCUAGUCCCUAUGGUUAGUUAGGGUUAUG